GAAAUUUAAUUAGCCAUGGAUCGAGCAUCAAUUUAUUUUAUGGAUGAAACACAACGCAAUACCUAUGACUAUGAUGAAGACUUACCACCUUUACCAUUGCCCGACUUACACGACACAAUGGAAAGAUAUUUUGAGAGCCUGAAACCAUUUGGUAGCGCCGAAGAAUUAGCAAAUGCCCGAAAGGCCAUUAAAGAAUUUGAAAAUGGCAUUGGUGCCAAAUUACACGCCAAACUGAAAGAACGCGCAUCGAAAUUGAAAAAUUGGUUAGAUCAGUGGUGGGAUGAUUAUGCAUAUCAUAUGCUGAGAUUACCAUUAAAUCCCUACAUUGUUAUGGCCAUGGCUAUUCAAUUGGAAGUUAUAAAUAUACCCGAAACACCAGAAUAUGCUUUAAAGAAUUUAGCACGUAUUACAUAUCACACUAUUGAAUUUUGGGAUUUAUUACACAAGGCCACAAUUAAACCACUGUCAUCGAAUGGUGGUAAAAUUAAAUAUUCAUCUGCCCUCUAUAAGAGAUUUUUCUCGACGACAAGAGUGCCGGGUGAAGAAAUGGAUCACAUUGAAAAACAUUUUAAAACUGUAACCGAGGGUAAAACUCCAUCACAUGCAUUAAUUUCGGGCAAAGGUCGUUUGUUUAAGUUCGAUUGUUUACACGAAGAUGGUUCGUUAAUUACACCCCAGGAGAUUUUAAUUUUACUUCAGAGAGUACGCAGUAUUAUUGACUAUGAACCAAUGGGUGAUUGUGUUCCAGUACUUACACAUGACGAUCGUACAUCUUGGGCCAAGAAUCGUACACGUCUCUUGGAACUCUCUCCAGACAAUAAGGAUACGUUGAAAUGGAUUGAAAGUUCCAAUGUUGUGGUUGUAUUCGAUGAAAAUGAACCUAAAGAUUAUGCAGAAAUUUCACAAGUUGCCACCACUGGUGAUUUUCACUCAAAGUGGGGUGAUCGUAGCAGUACUUUAAUUUCGUAUAAAAAUGGCAAAUUUUCCUGUGUUGGAGAGCAUUCCUGCUACGAUGGUACCGUGAGCGUUAGUUAUGUAUUAUUUGUUCAAUUGAGUUUAUUUGAACUACCUGAACCUGAUUGGUCGGAAGGAGAAAAAAUGCCUCUUAUACCAAUAAAAGAAUUGAAAUUUGAUUUGGAUGAAACUAUCAAAUCGGAAAUUGAACGUGUUAAAAAAGACUGUGAUGAUAGACGCACCGAUGUUUUGGUAACACAUGAAGUAUUCUAUGAUUAUGGCAAGGAGUACAUUAAAUCUUGUAAAUUACAUCCAGAUUCCUUUGUACAAGUAAUAAUGCAAUUGGCCUACUACGAAAUGCAUAACGAAAUUGCUUCCGUUUAUGAAACAGCCUUAAUGCGUCACUAUUAUAAUGGUCGCACAGAAACAUUACGCUCCUGCACAAGCGAAGUUUAUAAAUUUCUACAAAUAGCCAGUGACAGUAAAUCAACCAAAUCCGAAAUAGUUAAUGCAUUCCGCAAAGCUGUCAAUCAUCAUAAUCACAUGAUGAAUGAAGCACGCAAGGGUCAUGGUGUUGAUCGUCAUCUCUUUGGUCUAUGGUGUAUAGCAUAUGAAAAUAAUAUGGAUAUACCCGAGUUCUAUUCGGAACCACUGUACACGAAAUCCGGAGGUGGUGGUAAUUUUGUAUUAUCCACCAGUACAUUGGGAUAUUCGGUUAAUGUUGGUUUUGUCGCACCCAUGGUAUUGGAUGGUUAUGGUGUAUUUUAUACCAUUACAUCGGAACGCAUUUUUAUACAAUCCACUGCCUUCCGUAAUAGCGAAAAAACCAGUGCCCAUCGUUUUAGUCAACAUUUUAUGAAUACAUUCCGCAAAAUGAAAUCACUCUUAGAUGAGUGUAGUGAAUCUAAGCUAUAA
Musca vetustissima is the source of this 1869-nucleotide messenger RNA. RefSeq names its product peroxisomal carnitine O-octanoyltransferase-like. The transcript is spliced from 7 exons. The record is from RefSeq and is a predicted model, not a curated record. NCBI's taxonomy places the organism in Eukaryota, Metazoa, Arthropoda, Insecta, Diptera, Muscidae. Gene Ontology annotation, cellular component: peroxisome. Bases 16 to 1869 code for a protein of 617 amino acids. Gene Ontology annotation, molecular function: carnitine O-octanoyltransferase activity.